CAUGGGUCGCAUGCACGCUCCGGGAAAGGGCCUGUCCCAGUCAGCUCUGCCCUACAGACGCAGUGUGCCCACGUGGCUGAAACUGACCUCCGAUGAUGUCAAGGAGCAGAUCUACAAACUGGCCAAGAAGGGUCUGACCCCCUCCCAGAUCGGUGUCAUCCUCAGGGACUCACAUGGUGUUGCCCAAGUUCGCUUUGUGACUGGUAACAAGAUCCUGAGGAUCCUGAAGUCCAAGGGGUUGGCGCCCGAUCUGCCCGAGGAUCUCUACCACCUGAUCAAGAAAGCCGUAGCCGUGCGUAAGCACCUCGAGAGGAACAGGAAGGACAAGGACGCCAAGUUCCGGCUGAUUCUCAUUGAGAGCAGGAUCCACCGCUUGGCCCGUUACUACAAGACCAGGAGAGUCCUCCCCCCCAACUGGAAGUACGAGUCCUCCACAGCCUCCGCCCUGGUCGCAUAAACUCCUCCUCCUUCCAACUGAACAGAAUAAAAUGUCUCUGUAAAUUCCU
Messenger RNA from Xenopus tropicalis (tropical clawed frog), 506 nucleotides. It is a transcript of the gene rps13, whose product is annotated as ribosomal protein S13. The record is from RefSeq and is marked provisional. Gene Ontology annotation, molecular function: structural constituent of ribosome. Gene Ontology annotation, biological process: translation. Lineage: Eukaryota; Metazoa; Chordata; Amphibia; Anura; Pipidae. Gene Ontology annotation, cellular component: ribosome.